AUGGAUAGUCAGUAUGAGAUGGUCUGGAUCCCAAUUGUGGACCGCUCAAUCGAGUUGACUGAGCCAAUGAAAGAAAAAUUUGAGAGCCUGCAGACUUCAAUGCCAUGGUUUACAGUGUACCACCCUUCAUUGAUCGAGAAGGCAGUCAUUAGGUUCAUUAAGGAGGUGUGGCACUUCAGGAACAAGCCUAUUCUUGUGGUGCUUGACCCUCAAGGCAGGGUGGUUUCCCCUAAUGCUCUCCACAUGAUGUGGAUUUGGGGAAGCAAUGCCUUUCCUUUCACUAGCUCUAGAGAGGAAUCUCUAUGGAGGCAAGAGACAUGGAGGCUUGAGCUUCUGGUUGAUGGCAUUGACCCAGUGAUUCUUAAUUGGAUUGAGGAAGGAAAGUACAUUUUCUUGUACGGAGGGGACGAUGUUGAAUGGGUAAGGAAGUUCACAAACACAGCACGUGGUGUUGCGCUGGCAGCCCGUAUUCCCCUAGAGAUGGUUUAUGUGGGCAAGAGCAGCAAAAGGGAGCAAGUCCGGCGAGUCAUGGCGACAAUCGCGGUGGAGAAGCUCAGUCACACCUGGCAAGACCUUACCAUGAUAUGGUUCUUUUGGACCAGGCUAGAGAGCAUGCUGUUCUCCAAGAUUCAGCUUGGCAAGAUUGACGAACAUGAUCCUAUGAUGCAAGAAAUCAAGAAGCUGCUUAGCUACGACAGAGAGGGUGGAUGGGCUGUGCUUAGCAAGGGGACUGAGGUUGUGGUCAAUGGUCACGGUACCACAGUUUUGCCAACACUGCUUGAGUAUGACUUAUGGAAGGAGAAUGUCCCUGUCAAGGGCUUUGAUUUGGCCUUCCAAGAGCACCAUGGCAAGCUCCAUGACAUUGCUCACCCUUGCUGCCGCUUCGAUUUCCCAAUGACUGCUGGUAGGAUCCCUGUGACCAUGAAAUGCCCUGAGUGUCACCGCACCAUGGAGAGGUUCUCUACUUUCCUUUGCUGCCAUGAUGAGGGCAUUCCAGACGUGCUAUUCCAGUAA
Messenger RNA from Dovyalis caffra, 1014 nucleotides. The record is from the annotation of a GenBank genome assembly. Lineage: Eukaryota; Viridiplantae; Streptophyta; Magnoliopsida; Malpighiales; Salicaceae.